This is a messenger RNA of Cercospora beticola, 3066 nucleotides long. Its product is annotated as GMC family oxidoreductase. Gene Ontology annotation, molecular function: oxidoreductase activity, acting on CH-OH group of donors; flavin adenine dinucleotide binding. NCBI's taxonomy places the organism in Eukaryota, Fungi, Ascomycota, Dothideomycetes, Mycosphaerellales, Mycosphaerellaceae. The record is from RefSeq and is a predicted model, not a curated record.
AUGAUCCCGACUGAUCCAGAGGCAGAAGAGGCGCGGCGGGAGAGGCCGCGCGACAACCAUAAGACUCGCGGUCAGCGGGUGGAGCCCUCUUGUAUCGCUGGGAGAGGGUCGUGAGGAUUUUACAUUAAAACUACGGGAGCUUGGCCUUUGCCCUCUGCCUCUUUCUUCCUCAGUCUGCACCAGCCUCGCUCCUCCCCCUCUCAUUGUUCAGUACGUAGUCCACUCGUACGUCUCUCGGGUGUAUCGGUCUUUGCUUCAGAACAAAGAACCAGGCUUAUCUACAUUCCUCCCAUACACCGAUAAAGCAUACAGUCGACUAUCAAUAUGAGCGCCAGCGGCACCACCAACGAGCUGAACGCCCAGGACGUCAACAGCUAUGACUUUAUUAUCGUGGGCGGAGGCACGGCGGGCUGUGUCGUUGCUGCGCGUCUGUCCGAGUACCUGCCCAACAAGAAAGUCCUGUUGAUCGAGGCCGGCCCUUCGGAUUUCAUGGAUGAUCGCGUGCUUCUGCUCAAGGAAUGGCUGAAGCUGCUGGGCGGCGAGCUCGACUACGACUACCCAACAACCGAGCAACCACACGGAAACUCUCACAUUCGGCACUCACGCGCCAAGGUUUUGGGAGGCUGCUCCAGCCACAACACCCUGAUCAGCUUCCGACCUUUCGAGCACGACUGCCAGCGCUGGGUUGCCCAGGGCUGCAAGGGAUGGGACUUCAAGACUUUCACUCGCGUUCUUGACAACCUCAAGAAUACUGUACAGCCUGUGCACGAGAGGCACCGAAACCAGCUGACAAAGGAUUGGAUUGAGACUGGAGCCAAGGCUUUGAACCUUCCAGUUGUCCACGACUACAACAAGGAGAUUCGAUCGACUGGCGCUCUCCACCCAGGUAUUGGUUUCUUGUCUGUCUCAUACAACCCAGAUGACGGCCGCCGAAGCAGUGCAAGUGUGGCGUACAUCCACCCAAUCCUUCGCGGAGAUGAGAGGAGACCAAACUUGACUAUCCUCACAAAUGCAUGGGUCAGCAAAGUCAACGUUCAAGGCACCAAAGUCACCGGCGUGAACGUGACACAGCAAGAUGGAAAGAAGCACAUCCUGACAGCGAAGUCUGAGACCAUUCUCAGUGCAGGUGCAGUCGACACUCCUCGUCUGCUCAUGCUUUCUGGUCUGGGACCCAAGGACCAACUCAACAAUCUCGGAAUCAAUGUGAUCAAGGAUCUCCCAGGUGUCGGCGAGAACCUGCUCGACCACCCAGAAUCCAUCAUCAUGUGGGAACUCAACAAGGAAGUCGACCACAACAUGACAGUCAUGGACUCCGACGCAGCCAUCUUCCUCCGCCGCGAACGACCAAACGCCGCAGGCAACGACGGCGACAUCAUCGACAUCAUGGCCCACUGCUACCAAGUUCCAUUCGUCUACAACACCGAACGUCUCGGCUACGACGUCCCAAAGGAAGCCUUCUGCGUAACACCCAACAUCCCUCGCCCACGAUCCCGAGGAAAACUCUACCUCACCAGCGCCGACCCCUCAGUCAAGCCCGCUCUCGACUUCCGCUACUUCUCCGACCCAGAAGGCUACGACGCAGCCACAAUCGUCGAAGGUCUAAAAGCCGCCCGCAAAAUCGCCGAACAAGCUCCUUUCAAAGACUGGAUCAAGCGAGAAAUCGCCCCUGGACCUGCGAUCCAAUCUGACGAGGACUUGUCUGAGUAUGGUCGUCGUGUAGCUCACACUGUCUACCACCCUGCUGGAACGACAAAGAUGGGUGAUGUCAAAACCAACCACAUGGCAGUCGUUGAUCCAGAACUUAAGAUUCGUGGUCUUCAGGGUGUGCGUAUUGCGGAUGCUGGUGUUUUCCCAGAGAUGCCAUCUAUCAACCCUAUGUUGACUGUUCUUGCUAUUGGAGAGCGUUGCGCUGAGAUGAUCGCUCAGCAGCAUGGCUGGACUGGAUUGGAGAGGGCGAGGUUGUAAGCAAAGUGCCCUUCUUCACGAAGAAGGUGUGAGGACCGGAGGAAUGUUGGAUGCCGGAUGUGAGAUACGAUGAUUAUGCGAUUUUGAACAGCCAUGGCGUUCUUCUUUGGGAUAAGAGGUGGAGAAAGAUGUACAAGAGCAAUCUUUGUUGUUGCGAUACCCCACAGGUAGUAGGACACUUUACACAUAGGCGCGCAUUUAAAGUUGACCUUUUACUACCAUAGUCGUGUAGAUCAACUUGCACGAAUGAAUGCAUUUGCUAUGGCAGAAUUGCAUCUCACACCAAGUCAAUGUCAUGGACAGCUCUGUUCCCGCAGCGAUAUCGAUGACUAAAGAUGAAAAAGAGGCAAAAAAAAAAAAAGAAAACGAAACGACCGCAACAACUCAAUUGACGGCAGCCGUUCCCGCACCACAGGACCAAACAGCCUCUUAGGCGGAUCGGAGGCUUGAGUUGACAGCAGACGCCAUCUUGAUCGCUGGCGAUUUACUGCUUGAGCCAAUUGAGCGGAGACGGUCGUUACAUGGAGCGUGAAUGCUAAUGGUUCAUGAAGUCUGUCUGGCUGCUGAUAAUCAAGAGGACUUGAACGAUGCUGCUAGAACUGAAGAAGUCGGGAACUUACAAGCAAAAUUUGACACAACUGACCGCUGGCUAUCCUUUCCUAGUCUCAAGGUAGCGAUUCGAAGGACUAUAUAAAGAUGAAACAAAAAGGCAAAAAAGAAGAAGAACGACUGGCCGCACCGACUCAGUUGACAACACCAUCCUGCGUCAACCCAGAGACCUUUCGCGGCCUUAUGAGAGGACCAGAGAUUGGUGUCGAUGGCAAACAUCAUGAUUAUUCUUUGACGAUUUACUGCUUGAGCUAAUUGAGCGGAUGCGGUCGUUGCGAGAAACGGGAAUGCUAAUGGUAUAUGAGCUCUGGGUGAUUUGCUUGCUAUUCGUAAAUCUUGGGAGACUGGGAUCGGUUCGAAAGCUUGGAAGUGUUAAGGACAUAGCCAGUCUUGAUCGUAUACCAAUCUUUGACCCAGCUAGGUGUCUGAAUAAGAGAAAGCUGUCAGGUGUAGGUUGUCUGACAGGUCAGCGACGAGAAGGGCUUUUGCGAA